GGGUGGUUGAGGUGGUGUUGUGCAUUCGCGGUUUCAUCGUGAUGAAUGCAGUGAGUCUGCGUCUCGCCUGCCGGACUCUUCCUGGUUUGAGCUCUAGAGCCGCCGCUGUCAUCGCAAGAGCUCGUCUGUCUCACUGUCUCCAGAGUUUACAGUUUCGACGCGCUCUUUCUUCUUGUCGUUUUAUUAUAAUGGAGAAUUACGUGCUCUUGUCGCCCUGACCGGUGCGUUUCUCUGCGCAAGGCACAUCUGAGAUCUUGGUUUGUGGUGUUUCUCAUUGACCUGACCAGCAGGUUUCUUUUACCAACAUACUUCUGCUGACAGAUACACACUUGUGCUGCAGGUAUGGGCUUCGCGGAGGAUCUGUGGUGCCCUCAGGGUCACGCCGCCCUAAUGAAACUACAAGACUCUGAGCUGCGUUUGAUGGAGGUUAUGAAGAAAUGGGUGACGCAGCGGGUCAAGAGCGAUCGCGAGUUCUUCGUGCAGCUGCAUCAGAUGUCAGCCAUUGUUGAGAAGCUGGAAGGAUCUCAGCCCGGGGGAGGUCUCGACUACAUCAGCCAGUUCAAUAAGUCGUGGAACGUGCUGGUCAGUCAGACGGAGAGCCUCAGUCGUAUCAUGCGCAAGCACUCGGAGGAUCUGAUGGUGGGACCCCUCAGCAAACUCACCCUCCUCAUCCGGGACAAGCAGCAGCUGAGGAAGACUUACGGGGAACAGUGGAACCUUCUCAACCAGGAGCUGUGCAGGGUCACCCAAACUGAGUUGGACCGGCUCAAGUCCAGUUACAGACAGCUAGUACGGGACGCGACACAGGCCAAAAGAAAGUACCAGGAAGCAAGCAAAGACAAAGAACGCGAGAAAGCGAAGGAGCGCUACAUCAAAGCCACUCUGAAACUGCAUGAGCACCACAAUGAAUAUGUGCUGUCGGUGAAGGCUGCGCAGGUGCACCACCAAUUCCACUACGGCCAAAGCCAGCCGGCCCUACUAGGAGCCCUGCAGACGCUGCAGGAGGAAAUGGUGCUUAUUCUGAAGGAGAUUCUGCAGGAGUAUUUCGAUCUGUCUAGCGUGCUUCAUGAUGAGGUGGUUAGUGUUCACACUGAAAUGGCCAAUGCCCUGAAAGCCAUCCAGCCACAGAGAGAGUAUGAGAACUUCAUCCAGCUGAACAGGUCGAGAGGAGAGGUUCCUGCAUGUGUGGAGUUUGAUGGCAGUUUGUUGGAGGACGCUGAAGAUCUGAAGCCUGAAGAUCUGCAGCUCAAUGAGCUCACAGUAGAGGGGAUCCAGCAUCGGCUCACCGCUGUGGAGGAGGAGCUCCUGGGUCUCGCUAGUACUCUUGGUUCUCAGCAGGCCACCGUCAACCAGCUGGAGCUGGAUCUGCAGAAUGAGGAGGGCUCUGCGAACACAGGCCAGAGGGUGUAUCUGUUCAGUAAGCGUAAUGCUCUGGAGGACAGCAGACAGCAGGUAGUUCUGUCCAUGGUGGCUCGAGCUCGCCUGGAGGCCCAGCGGAGGCUUCUGGCCGAUAAACUUGAGACUCUGGGCAGCAAGGAGGCUCUACCUAUAGGCCUGGAUGAUGAUCGGAUAUCUGUCACAUCCAGCAACUCAGAGCAUGAUAAAGACCAUAAGCUCCUCAACAUGGAUGUAAUCGUGAGCCAUCUCAGCAGCUUGUUCAAGCCCAAGUAUACGGUGCCCCCCGCCCUGGCGCCGGUGUCCGAGGCGGAGAAGCCCUUGACCCAGCAGAGCUGGUAUCACGGUGCCAUCCCCCGUCUGGAGGUGCAGGAACUGCUGAAGAAUGAUGGCGACUUCCUGGUUCGAGAAAGCCAGGGCAAACAAGAAUUAAACUACGGUAUGUAUCGUCUUGACGGUGAAGGCUUCACCUCUGUACCGCUGCUAAUAAAGCACCUCAUCAGCUCCCAUCAAACGAUCACAAAGAGGACAGACAUUGUGCUGAAGAGACCCAUUGUUAAGGAUAAGUGGGUGUUGGAACAUGAUGAUGUCAUUCUUGGACAGAGCAUUGGUCGGGGUAACUUUGGUGAGGUGUUCAGUGGGCGCCUGCGUUCAGAAAAUACUCCAGUCGCUGUGAAAGCCUGCAGAGAGAAUCUGCCUGCAGAACACAAGAACAAGUUCCUAAUGGAGGCCAGGAUCCUAAAGCAGUAUGACCAUCCAAACAUAGUGAAGCUAAUCGGCGUCUGCACACAAAAACAGCCAAUUUAUAUCAUCAUGGAGCUGGUGCAAGGAGGGGACUUUCUAACCUUUCUGCGCACAGAAGGCCACAACCUGAAGACCAAGAUGUUGAUCAAGAUGGCAGAGAAUGUGGUGUCGGGCAUGGCAUACCUGGAAAGCAAGAAGUGCAUUCAUCGAGAUCUGGCUGCCCGUAACUGUCUCGUCGGAGAGGAGAGCGUGGUGAAGAUCAGUGAUUUCGGUAUGUCUCGUCAGGAGCAGGACGGUGUUUAUUCUGCUACAGGAGGAAUGAAGCAGAUCCCAGUCAAAUGGACAGCACCAGAAGCUCUCAAUUAUGGGCGAUACACCACAGAGAGUGAUGUGUGGAGUUUCGGAGUGCUGCUGUGGGAGACCUUCUCCAGAGGAGUCACACCAUAUUCCAUCCCGCAUAACAUGAAUAACCAACAGACCAGAGACGAGGUGGAGAGAGGAUAUCGUAUGCCGGCCCCAAAUAACUGUCCAGGUGAAAUCUAUGCCCUCAUGUGUCAGUGCUGGCAGUACGAUCCGAGAAAUCGACCCUCAUUUCGCAAACUAAAGGCAGAUCUGUAUGCUUUAUGUCAGUAAAACGCACACACACACACACGCUCACACAUGCUCACAUGUAAGUACAGCUUGUCUUAUGAUGAGGCCAAAGCAAAGAUUUAUUUUUUUAAUUUGUGUGCCACGGUUGUAAAAACCAAAUCUGCAUAUACAGUAAAGCGCACCAUCAGCGCCUUCUGACAGAGUACUGUUAAUAAGAGCAGAUUAUAAUUAAGAAUGUUUGAUUUUAUACACAUACUCCUGAAUGCUGUGCAAUGUGGCCUUUCAAAUGGUUUUAUUUGUGAAAUCCUGAUGUUUAAAAAAUGAAUUAAUUAU
This is a messenger RNA of Sinocyclocheilus rhinocerous, 3063 nucleotides long. Its product is annotated as tyrosine-protein kinase Fes/Fps-like. The transcript has 20 exons. NCBI's taxonomy places the organism in Eukaryota, Metazoa, Chordata, Actinopteri, Cypriniformes, Cyprinidae. The record is from RefSeq and is a predicted model, not a curated record. Gene Ontology annotation, biological process: peptidyl-tyrosine phosphorylation. Gene Ontology annotation, molecular function: non-membrane spanning protein tyrosine kinase activity; ATP binding. Bases 343 to 2772 code for a protein of 809 amino acids.